This is a messenger RNA of Ipomoea nil (Japanese morning glory), 2147 nucleotides long. RefSeq lists its product as uncharacterized. Gene Ontology annotation, molecular function: ATP binding; protein kinase activity. The record is from RefSeq and is a predicted model, not a curated record. The coding region runs from base 332 to 1912 and encodes 526 amino acids. Lineage: Eukaryota; Viridiplantae; Streptophyta; Magnoliopsida; Solanales; Convolvulaceae. Gene Ontology annotation, biological process: protein phosphorylation. The transcript has 11 exons.
CUGUGACGCACAGGUCACAUAUAUGAUAUAUCACUCCAAUUGCCAUAUAUAUCCAAACUGAUCGUCACUCUCUAGUCUGCUGUUUCCGUUAACUGUCCAUUACUCUCAGCCACAAAUCGUCAAACACCUUGUAUGCCUCUCUGGCUCUCUCUAUUUGUAUUAAUAUCCCUUAUUCGGUUCUUUAAGCGGCUACUGUUUCUAAGAGCGGCUUCCUGACUCCUGACUCCUGACUCCUGAGUGGAUCCAAUGCGCAAAACUUCAAUUCCCACAGACCCGUUGCACAGCGGAAUAGCUAUUUCUGAUUAGUUAGUCAUAUUCCUGUUGCAUAGCCAUGCUUGUCCAUUUCGAUCUCAAGGACUUCCAAGAAAAGUUUUCAACCCAGCUGAGACCAUGGCAACGUUCUUUCCAAUUCUGGGCUCGCACUGCUGAUAUCUACACUGGUUAUAAAGCGUUUCAAGUGAGAGUGUGCUUUGAGAAGGAUGUAAAGAAGCAGGAGGCGAUGUGGGAGAGGCAGCAUGAGCUUGCUGCAGAGAAGAUAUACAACAUGUGCUCUGAGCUCGGUGGCUUUUUCCUAAAGAUUGCUCAAAUUAUUGGGAAGCCUGAUUUGGCUCCAGCUGCAUGGGUCAGAAGGCUAGUUACUCUCUGCGAUCAAGCCCCUGCUACGCCAUAUAGUGUGAUCAAAGUAGUGCUGGAGAAGGAGUUGGGUCGAAGUGUUGAUGACCUAUUUGAACGAUUUGAUGUGGAACCACUUGGUUCUGCUUCCAUUGCACAGGUUCACCGUGCUAGACUUAGAGGCAACAAGAAUGAUGUUGUUGUCAAGGUCCAACAUCCAGGUGUUCAAGAACUGAUGAUGACAGAUAUCCGUAACCUUCAAGCCUUUGCAUUAUACAUGCAAAAGACAGAUAUCAUGUUUGAUUUAUUCUCUGUAACCAAGGAAAUGGAGAAACAGGUCCCAAAUUUAUCAAAUUUGCAUCUUGUAUUAUCAUCAUUUUCAUUUUUAGCAGCACAAUGUAUUGUGACCUUUUUUCCCCCCUACUUUUAUGAAAUAAUCAUUUUUGAAAUAAAGUGUCUUUUAUUUGUGGCAUUUAAGAUUAGUUAUGAAUUUGACUUUAAGAGGGAGGCUGAUGCUAUGCAAAGAAUUCAAAAAUUUCUAUACAAGAAUAACAAGAAGUCACCAGUUCUGGUGCCACGGGUGAUGCGAGAUAUGGUCAGCAGGAGGGUUCUAGUUAUGGAGUAUAUUGAUGGAAUACCAAUUCUAAAGAUGGGGGACGAAAUGGCAAAGAGAGGCAUAAAUCCUAGUGGCAGAUUGGCAGUAGCUGCAAAGCAGAAUAUCCUUAAAAGUUUAUCACUUGCAUAUGGGCAAAUGAUACUAAAGAGUGGUUUCUUUCACGCAGAUCCUCAUCCUGGAAAUAUUUUAAUCUGUAAAGGUUCUGAGGUUGCCUUGCUUGACUAUGGGCAAGUGAAGGAUCUUCCUGAGAAUCUGAGGCUAGGAUAUGCUAACUUGAUUCUUGCUAUUGCUGAUAAUGACCAGGUGAAGGCCCUACAGAGUUACAGAGAGCUUGGAAUAAACACCGUGAGCAAAUGCAAGGAUGAACUAAAUGAGCUGUUUAAACUGGCACAAACUAUGUUUGAUACAAAACUACCCCCUGGCGUGACAAUGCUUCAACCUUUCUCUGAAGAAUCUUCAAUUAAAAAAAUUGGUGUUCAGGCGUUUCCGGAGGAACUGUUUUCUGUUCUUCGCACAGUACAUCUACUUAGAGGACUUAGCGUCGGACUAGGAAUUAAUUAUUCAGUUGCUGAGCAGUGGAGACCUAUUGCUGAGGAAGCACUAUACCAGGCAGGAAGACUUACAGGGAAAGAGCUCAAAAGUGUGCAGAGGCAAGGAAUUUUUAGAAGAAAUUUUUGGAGAUAACAAACACUUUCACAAUUCUAGAAAUGCUUUUUUUUUUUUUUUUUUUUUUUUUUGCCUCCUGUGGUUUCAUACUAAUCUAAUUGGAUUAAGUUUGUAUUAUUGUUUGUUUGCAAUAUAUUAGCUUGGAACCACCUCUGCCACCCCCCAUUCUUUUACAUCAGGAUUUAUUUAUUUUCCAUAAAUUUACUAUUUACAACAGAUUAUCAGUAAUAAUUUCACUAUUGAAUUGUCUGUA